ACGGUCGGAGGAUCGCCUGACACACUAUUUGCAGCGGUAAUGGAUUUCCAUAAUAUAUCCACAAUGGCAUAAAACCGCAUCUAGUUUUCUCGUGAUUUUGUUCGGGGAUAUCAUUACCAGUAUUACACUCAUCAAACUUCUUCAAUUCUUCAAUUAAGCUAUACCAUCGCGAACAGCUUCUUUAAAGUGAAUAGCCUACAUAUAAUCUAUUCACUGAGCUAAAUUGGAACGAGGAAACUGCCAGAGGAGGACGUGGGAGCAGCCUUUUCAAUGACUUGGAUGGAGGGCAAGCGCACAGCGCACUCACUCAUUCUCUGGAUUAACUCGGCUUGGAAGCAGAGCGAAGGGAAGUGCAAGGAAGGUGCAGCGCUGCAAAGGUCUCCCUACUAAGAUUUGGUCCGAGUUUCUUGGCUACUUGGUCGCUCGUUGUCGCAAACGGCAGCCGUUCAGCUAAAUAGAGCAAGCCGUUUUUAAUGCGGAGGAAAGCCUCCAGUCUUGCGAGGCACGUCGACGGGUGGCUGGAGAAUGGAACGGUCUUCAGCAUUUCAAUGGGCAACACAGGCGCGCUUUUAUCCUAACGGGGAUCUGGCGAACUGCGUAGGAAUUUGAACUGUCUCAGAGUUAACGUAUUUGGAUUUUUCUACCGGAGCAAGGGAAAAGAAGAGGAAGAAGAUAACUAAUAGGAUUGGAUUCUGAGGGCUUCAUAGUAUACAAACGAAUGGCAUAUCGCUUGAACGCGGAGGGGGAUAUGGGCAACACAGGCUUGGCUGAGUUAUAUGGAAUGAAACCGAGCGCACCUUGCAUCGAAAUGAUUUAAUCGAAAUCGAAUGAGGCCAAGCAGAAAAGAAAUAUGGGAAAACAUGAGAUGUGAGAAGAUUCGAUUCCCCUGAUCCUCGGUUUUCUGAGCAGGGCUGGCGUUCCUUCUUCAAGGUGUUGAAACCUGACUUACAAUGGAAAAACUGCUGGUCUGUCUGUUAGUCCUUGGAAUGGCAGUGAAGGCCCAGACUUGUCCAAAGCGCUGUGUGUGUCAAGUGUUAUCGCCCAACCUUGCCACCCUCUGUGCCAAAAAAGGGCUCCUCUUUGUCCCGCCAAACAUCGACCGCAACACCGUGGAACUCCGCCUGGCCGACAACUUCGUCACCAGCAUCAAGCGGAAAGACUUUGCCAACAUGACGCGGCUGGUGGACUUGACGUUGUCACGGAACACCAUCAGCUACAUCACACCGCACGCGUUCGCUGACCUGGAGAACCUGCGCGCGCUCCACCUCAACAGCAACCGGCUGACGCGCAUCGCCAACGACACCUUCAGCGGCAUGUCCAAGCUGCACCACCUCAUCCUCAACAACAACCAGCUCAUGCUUAUCAGCCUUGGGGCGUUCAACGACCUCCUGGCUCUGGAGGAGCUUGACCUCUCCUACAACAACCUGGAGUCCAUCCCCUGGGAAGCCAUCCAGCGCAUGACCAGCCUCCACACGCUCAGCCUGGACCACAACAUGAUCGACUACAUUCCCGAGGGCACCUUCUCGCUGCUGCAGAAGCUCAACCGACUUGACGUGACAUCCAACAAGCUCCAGAAGCUUCCGCCGGACCCGCUCUUCCAGCGGGCGCAGGUGCUGGCCACAUCGGGCAUCAUCGGGCCAACGUCGUUCGCGCUCAGCUUCGGCGGGAACCCGCUGCACUGCAACUGCGAGCUGCUCUGGCUGCGGCGGCUGCAGCGCGAGGACGACCUGGAGACGUGCGCGUCGCCGCAGCACCUGUCCGGACGCUACUACUGGUCCAUCCCCGAGGAGGAGUUCCUGUGCGAGCCGCCACUCAUCACCAGCUACUCGCCGGAGACGCGUGUCCUGGAGGGCCAGCAAGUGGCGCUGCGCUGCAAGGCGCGCGGCGACCCGGCGCCGGCCAUCCACUGGAUCUCGCCAGAGAGCAAGCUGGUGUCCAACACGUCGCGCACGGUCGUUUACGCCAACGGCACGCUGCACAUCACCAUCACCACGGUCAAGGACACGGGCAAGUUCACGUGCAUCUCGACCAACCCGGCAGGCGAGGCGCAACAGACGGUCGAGCUGACCAUCAUCAAGCUGCCGCACAUCACCAACAGCACCAACAACAUCCAGGAGACCGACCCCGGCUCCUCGGACAUCUCCACGUCCACCCGGGCAGGCGCCAAUGGCAGCAACCAGACUGCCGAUGUCAAGACCAGCCCAGACAAGCGUGUGGUCAUCGCCGAGGCCACAUCCUCCACUGCGCUGAUCAAGUUCAAUUUCCAGAGGAAUAUCCCUGGGAUCCGCAUGUUUCAGAUCCAGUACAACGGCACCUAUGACGACUCUCUGGUUUACAGAAUGAUUCCUCCCACGAGCAAAAACUUCCUGGUGAACAACCUGGCGGCCGGCACCCAGUACGACCUGUGCGUGCUGGCCAUCUACGACGACGGCAUCACCUCGCUGACCGCAACGCGCGUGGUGGGCUGCGUGCAGUUUACGACCGAGUCCGAGUACCUGCGCUGCCACUUCAUGCAGUCGCAGUUCCUGGGCGGCACUAUGAUCAUCAUCAUCGGCGGAAUCAUCGUGGCCUCCGUGCUGGUCUUCAUCAUCAUCCUCAUGAUCCGCUACAAGGUGUGCAACACGAGCGACUCGGCCAAGGGCGGCCGCAUGAUGGUCACCACCAACGUCCACUCGCAGACCAACGGCGCGCAGUCGCAGGGCUGCACUGUCACGCCAUCCGUCUCCAAGCAGACCAUGGCGUCGGGGAAGGAUGGAGGUGGUGGGGGAGGAGAUGGCGGAGGAGGAGCCGGGGGGAGCCAGAAAGGCCCUCCGCUGGACACGCUGACCCACUCGUCGGAGACGAGUAUGUCUCUGGCUGAGUGCUCCACCGCUACCUCGCAGCAGCUCAGCCAGGGCUGGACCACCACGGGCACGUCGUCCGGCACGCUCAAGAACAAGCGCAAGGGCGCCGCGGCCAAGCAGCCCGCCGGAGGCGUCCCCGGCUCGGCUUCGUCCAGCGCAGCCGCCACCGCCGCCGCCGCCAAGAGCCCGGAGCCCAGGGUCGAGGCGCUGCUGAACGCGGAGACGCAGCAGAACACCAACCGCAACAACUCCACUGCCCUGCAGCAGCCACCGCCGCCCCCGAUGAUGGCGCCCCCGGUGGCGGGUGGGGGAUCCGCGGCCCCCUCACACCCAGCCCUGGCCCCCGUGCGUUUCAAGGACACGCCCAUCCUCCGCAGGGUCCAUCCGAGGCCCUCCGCCUCCAAGUACCUGACACUUCCCGUGGAGGGCUCGAGGUCCAAGCGCAGGUACUCGCUCAACGAGGACCUGUCCAAGCACCACUGCUACGUGGGCUCGGCCAAGUUCGGCAAUGUGUGGUCGGCCAAACGGAGCCUUUCAAUGAACGGCAUGCUGCUGCAGCCGGACGUGGAGGGCGGCAAGGGCACAUACUCCAGCGCAGAGUGGAUUCUUGAAAGCACUGUGUGAAUGUAAACGUGGGACCGAGUGACCGUGUGUAUGUCACUCAUGUUUAUGUAUGUACGUGUGUAUGUUGUUAUCAAAAUAAGUGUGUGUGAGUGAGUGUGUGUGCUGUGUUUUGCAUCAUUUUUAUUUCCCCUUUUCCCUUCAAAGGAUUUAUUUGUCUACUUUUUGUCUCUUUUUUUAUUUUCAUGAAGAACAACAGACAGUCGGAAGAGGCCUGACUAAUCAAACCCAUCUCUUAUUUUUCCUUUCUUUGCGUUCACCUCUCUACAGGGCGCUGUUGCCACAGUUCAGUAGCCUUGGCACUUUUCACAAUCACCUCCAUUUCAAAACCAAUGACCGGAGAAAAAGAAAUGCUUUCACAUUUUCUGUACUUAGACUUUCCAUACUUACCUUGGCAAGAGAAAAAAAAAAGCAUUGGUGCCUUCCUUUGCAUAACAGUUGUCCUCUUGCCAAGCACCAACCAAGAAAUGAGUUUCGCACAGAUCAAGAAAUGUGGUAUCGAGGAACCAGAAAGAUUUCACAAAAAGCCUUUCUACUCAAGGAAAUAAACGUUUCCUUCAUACUAUAAUGACACAAACACACACACAAUUACAAAAAAAGAACAAUUAUCAAAGGACUUAUUACAGGACCUGUUAUUAAAUUCAUAUUUUUUAAAGAAAAAAAAAGUAUUCUUUUCGGUGACGUUGAUACUGCCUUUGUUUAAAGGCUAUAAAACUAUGUACAGGAUGACAACAUCUGCUGUGU
Molecule: messenger RNA, 4208 nt
Organism: Alosa sapidissima (American shad)
Lineage: Eukaryota; Metazoa; Chordata; Actinopteri; Clupeiformes; Clupeidae
Gene: lrfn5a
Product: leucine rich repeat and fibronectin type III domain containing 5a
Exons: 3
Coding region: 951-3467 (838 amino acids)
Molecular function (GO): protein binding
Source: RefSeq, a predicted model, not a curated record